GGGAAGAGGAGCUGGAACUUACUGGACCAUUCUACAGACACAGAUAAACUGGUGAAGAAGAGAAGGCGCUGGUGUGGCCAGGACAACCAAGAGAGAUUAUUACAAGUCCCUACAUGGCCGAAUCCAAUGGAACAUAAUCAUAUAUAUAAGGGACUAUAAAGAAAUCAACCAGGGAUUCAACUGACCAGCAUUAGAUAAUUCAAACCAGUAAUGGACCAGCAGCAGAAGGACAGAAGCCAGUAAACAAUCAGUGGCAAAACCCAAGGAGACAGGUACUGGGAAAUCACAAGAGGGAAUAAUUAACAAAGGACCAAUUACAAGGUAUUAAGAUCUAGCAAGUGAUUAGCAGUAACCUACACCACCAGUGACACAGAAAUCAGCAAGAGACCCAAGUCAUAAGCAGGGAAUAGGAAACAAAUCAGAGAAACUUACUUUUUCUUGAACCAGUCCUCAUGCCCCCCAUGUUAUUACUUUUCCCAAUAAUACUCCUUAUUCUCCCACAUGGAGCUCAGUUGGAUUCCCCCCAGGGAGCCUGGCGCCGCCGCUUCCGCUGGAAGAGUAAUGGGCGAGUGUUUAGUUUGCAAAGUUCUGGUUUUGACCACAGAGCUGGCACUUUCUACAUCUCAGAGGUUCUCAAACACGCAGCACCAGCCAGGUAUUUAAAGUCAAGAGAAGGACAAGUUCACAGUGAUGUUACAGCGGGAAACACUGAGCAACAACCUAUUGUCACUCAGGUUUUCCCCACCCCUAGUGAGAGAAAUCCUGUCACUACAAGGAGUUAUGUCACAUAUGGAAUUCCUAAACAUAUGAACGAAGUCAUGGAGAGCAUCCAACAGAAUAGCAUUAAUCUAAAAGAUCAGCUACAAAGCAAUGAAAUCACAGACAGAAGUACUACCACAAGGAAUGUUGUCACCCCAAGGACUGUGACCCAACAAAAUGAUUUCACUGAGAAAACUAAAAUACAGAGUACUGACUUUACAGAGAGGAAUCAUGUUACUAAAAUCAUUUCUAUGCAGACAAGUGAUGUCCCUCAAAAGAUUACAUCACCUACAGGUCAUGUAACAAAAAUAAUGUCUACUCAGAAGAGUGAUGUAACUCAACGAAAUCCAACACACACAAUAGCUGUUACCCAAAGUAUUCCUACACAGUGGAAUAAUGAUAUUCAGAUGAAAGAUGCCACCCAAAGAGUUUUGAUAUUGAGUGAUGAUGUUACUCAGAGCAGCGAUGUUACCCUAAGGACUCCAGGAAGGCGUAAUGUCACCCAAAGAGUUCCAUCAAUGAUGAGUGAUGUCACCCAAAUAACUUAUGCACAGAGAAGUGAUUUGGCAAAUGAAGCCACCCAGAAGAUUGAUCUCUCCCAAAAAAUUCCUACUCUGAUAAAUGGUGCCACCCAGAGAACUGAUGUUACACAAAGAAUUCCUACUCUGAUAAGUGGUGCAACCCAGAGAACUUAUGUUACCCAAAGAAUUCCAACUCUGAUAAAUGGUGCCACUCAGAGAACUGAUGCCUUCCAAAGAAUUCCUACACUGACAAGUGGUGUCAUCCAGAGAAUUGAUGUCACCCAAAGAAUUCCUACAUUAACGAGUGGUGCCACCCAAAGAAUUGAUGUCACCCAAAGAAUACCUGAACUGACAAGUGGUGCCACCAAGAGAAAUGAUGUCACCCAAAGAAUUCCUACACUAAUGAGUGGUGCUACCCAAAGAAUUCCUGAACUGAUGAGUGCUGCCACCCAAAGAACUGAUGUCACCCAAAGAAUUCCUGCACGGGUGAGUGAUGUCACCCAGAGGAUCGCUGUCAACCAAAGAAUUCCUAUGAGAAUGAAUGAUGUUACCCAAACUAUUGAUAUAACCCAAAGAAUCCCCACACAAAUUGAUGUCACACAGAGGACUGAUGUCACCCAUAAAAAUCCUACAAAAAUACAUUUUGCCACCAAAAUUCCUACAACACUUAAUGAUGCCAUCCAAAGAAUUCCUAUAAAAAUAAAUGAUGACACAAAAACAAAUCUGACACCUAUUAAUAAUUCCACCAAAAAAAUUCCUACCCAGAUUAAUAAUACCACCCAAACAAUUAUAGCAAGGACAAGCAAUAUUAACCAGAGGAUUAUAAUAAAUCAGAGAGCUAAUCUCCCUGUGGCUAAUCUUAUGCCUGCUAAUCCUAAUGACGUGGCAGGGGUAAGGCCCCCAAGAGUUCGUCCUGGUGGUGCCCCUCCUGCAGUACAGAUGAUGGCUGGGGAUGACCCAAGAAACCCAUAUAAGAACCACAAUCAAGUGCUACCAAACCUAGUUUCAUUAGGUCGGAGAAGUGGUCCCAGAUACUACCAGUACGGGCUUCCUGAUCUGAUUCCUGACCCCCUCUUUAUUCAGACCUCAACCUAUAUCCAGAGAUCCCCCAUGUAUGCUCUGCGCUGUGCAGCAGAAGAAAACUGCUUGGCCAGGUCUGCGUACACCCCCUCCAUCUCUGAUAUCAGUACCCGAGUGCUGCUCCGCUUCCCACAGAGGGUUAAAAACAUAGGUACAGCGGAUUUCCUCCCGGUAAAACCAAGGCACACCUGGGAGUGGCACAGCUGUCAUCAGCACUAUCACAGUAUGGACUCCUUCAGUCACUAUGAUCUACUAGAUUCUAUGUCCCAUCGGAAAGUGGCAGAAGGUCACAAGGCCAGCUUCUGUCUGGAGGACACAAUGUGUGACCUGGGAAUAAGGAGGCGUUACGCUUGCACUGCACAUACCCAGGGUCUAAGCCCAGGAUGUUAUGACACAUAUCAUGCCAACAUUGACUGUCAGUGGAUUGAUGUUACAGAUGUUCCUCCUGGGAAGUACAUUCUUAAGGUUUCUGUGAACCCUAAUUUCCAGGUAAUGGAAUCGGAUUUUACCAAUAACGCAGUGCGAUGUGACCUGACCUACACUGGGAAUUACGCUAUAACACGGAACUGUCACUUAUCCAGUAUUUAAAACGUAAUUUGCUGUACAAUCAUCUAUCACUGUGCCAUCAUCAUAUUCUGGAGGGAGAUCUAUAUGCACAGCAAGGUCAGCAGAACCGCAGAACCUUCUGCCUAUGCACUGGGACAGGAGCCGGAACUACGUACCUUCAUAGAAAGGUUAUUUAUUCCAUGAUCUUUGACAUUCUGUACAACAUAUGUUUAUUGAUUAUAUUAUAUAUAAAUAAAAAACAAUUUUCAGAA
Bombina bombina (fire-bellied toad) is the source of this 3178-nucleotide messenger RNA. RefSeq lists its product as uncharacterized. The transcript is spliced from 7 exons. NCBI's taxonomy places the organism in Eukaryota, Metazoa, Chordata, Amphibia, Anura, Bombinatoridae. The record is from RefSeq and is a predicted model, not a curated record. Gene Ontology annotation, molecular function: copper ion binding; protein-lysine 6-oxidase activity. Gene Ontology annotation, biological process: peptidyl-lysine oxidation. Bases 453 to 2948 code for a protein of 831 amino acids.